Molecule: messenger RNA, 1797 nt
Organism: Maudiozyma barnettii
Lineage: Eukaryota; Fungi; Ascomycota; Saccharomycetes; Saccharomycetales; Saccharomycetaceae
Product: amino acid permease
Exons: 1
Coding region: 1-1797 (598 amino acids)
Biological process (GO): amino acid transmembrane transport
Cellular component (GO): membrane
Molecular function (GO): amino acid transmembrane transporter activity
Source: RefSeq, a predicted model, not a curated record
AUGAGCAAUUCGUCUGAAAAAUUGACGCUAAAGGAGAGUACGGCUGUUUACACGGACUCCGUAUCCGUUUCGGAGAACUCCGUUACGCAUCCAACAUUGAUUAAUAGGAUGAAGGACUCAUUCAGACGUGCUGAUAUGCCUAUGAUCAUGGAGGAUGAGUCUAGUUCUUUGGAGAACGUGGAGUCUCAGGAACAUUUGACGGGAUAUAGCGCCGAUGAGAAAAUCCAGUUGAGACUCGCUACGCAACCUUUGAAGAAAAAAUUGAAACAGAGACAUCAGACAAUGCUGGCUAUUGGUGGUACUCUUGGUACUGGUUUGUUUAUUGGGUUAGGUUAUUCUUUGGCGUCGGGCCCUGGUUCUUUGCUGAUCGGGUUUUUGUUAGUUGGAACAUCAAUGUUUUGCGUGGUGCAGAGUGCGGCUGAAUUAUCAUGUCAAUUCCCUGUGUCUGGUUCCUAUGCUACCCAUGUUAGUAGAUUCAUCGAUAAAUCUAUAGGUUUCACUGUCUCUACAAAUUAUGCUUUGUCUUGGUUGAUUUCAUUCCCUAGUGAGUUGAUCGGUUUAUCGAUGACCCUUUCUUAUUGGAAUAAAGCAGUGAAUCCUUGUGUUUGGAUUGCUAUAUUUUACUUGUUUGUGAUGAUUUUAAACCUCUGUAGUGUUGAAGCCUUUGCAGAAACAGAAUUUAUAUUGUCAAUUAUUAAAGUCGUCGCUAUCAUCAUAUUCAUUAUUAUUGGCAUUGUCCUUGUAUGUGGUGGUGGACCAAACUCUCAAGGGUAUAUUGGAACUCAUUACUGGCAUGAUCCCGGUUCGUUUGCUCACCCAGUAUUUAAGUCACUCUGUAAUACAUUUGUCUCUGCAGCAUUUUCAUUUGGUGGUAGUGAAUUAGUCCUAUUAACUGCGGCUGAAUCUAAGGACGUUGGCGCCAUAUCACGUGCAGCAAAGGGUACUUUCUGGAGAAUCGCCAUUUUUUAUAUUACUACGGUGGUUGUCAUUGGUUGUUUAGUGCCAUACAACGAUGAACGAUUAUUAGGUGGUUCCUCUAGUGAAGAUGUCAGUGCGUCUCCAUUUGUCAUUGCAUUGUCUAAUGCAGGAUCCAUGGGCAGUAAAGUAGCCAAUUUUAUGAACGUCAUCAUAUUGAUUGCAGUAGUAUCUGUAGCGAACUCCUGUGUCUACGCUUCAUCAAGAGUCAUUCAAGCUUUGGGCGCCUCGGGUCAAUUACCAAGUAUCUGUGGCUAUAUAGACAAGAAAGGUAGACCCCUUGUCGGGAUCGGAAUAUGUGGUAUAUUUGGUCUUUUGGGGUUCCUUGUUGCAUCAGACAACGAAGGAACAGUAUUCACGUGGCUGUUUGCACUUUGCUCCAUUUCAUCCUUUUUCACCUGGUUCUGUAUUUGUUUCUCUCAAGUUAGAUAUAGACUUGCUUUGAAAAGACAAGGUCGGUCUACAGAUGAGAUUGCGUAUAAAUCGAUGUUAGGGUUAGCAGGUGGUAUCCUAGGUUCGAUUCUUAAUAUUCUUUUGAUUGCAGGUGAAAUAUAUGUAUCCGCAUCACCAGUAGGUGCACCCUCCACAGCACAAGCAUUUUUUGAGAAUUGUCUGAGUAUCCCUAUCAUGAUAGUGGUAUACAUAGGUCAUAAAUUAUAUGUCAAGGACUGGUCUACGUGGUACAUCGCCACUGAAGAUAUCGACUUGGAUACAGGUUGCUCCUUCGACGAUGUGGAAGCCUUUAAGAAACAAAGAUUGGAGGAGAGAGCAUAUAUUGCUUCCAGGUCUUGGUUAUACAGAAUAUAUAGAUUCUGGUGUUGA